Mesocestoides corti is the source of this 1014-nucleotide messenger RNA. NCBI's taxonomy places the organism in Eukaryota, Metazoa, Platyhelminthes, Cestoda, Cyclophyllidea, Mesocestoididae. The record is from the annotation of a GenBank genome assembly.
AUGAGCCAGUCCCACCGACAACCACAGAAUUCGCGGCAGAUCCACCGUCUGCUUAGCGAUUUUCAAACGAAAUCGAGAAAAGUCACUUGCGACUUACCCUCGGUGGCAUUCCUCACUAUCCACUGGUGCGUCAAACAACGCCUUAAUGAACGUGGCUCCAUCACCUUCACGUCUGCUCCCAUCGUCAUAUCGUCAAGUGUUCUUUUUCCUGCGUCUGUUUACGCUGCCUUGGUAACAUCGUCAACAAUGGUCCAACAGCGAGGUUUUUUGUGCAUCCACGUGCUUGCAUGUGUAUCCGAACGCUCCACAACGAACCCAUUCGUUUUGCUUCACCUCGAGGUGUUGAGUCGGACGGACGCAAAUGCGUUCUCGUGGUGUCCAUAUGUUGAAGACCAACUUUGUUAUGUAAUUAAUCCCGAAAAGUCUGCUAGCGUGUCUACGCGCGAAUACGAAACCGAGAAAUUUUAUUGCAGGAUAUCUUUCCUUCCAUCAGCACCGGUCACUCCGAUUCGCGAACCGCUCUUUACGACUGCUUGCUUAGACGCGUCCAGCCGAAUUGCGUUUAUGGCGGGUUGUUUUCAGCUGGCAGAGUGCGCGUGGUACGUCGGAUUGGAGUCUGUGAAGUUACCCCAGAUUGGAAAGUCUGUCGUGCGUUGUGUCUACGUAUGUGGCUGUCUUGUCAUCGAUCGCAGGCGGCGUUGCGAUUCGCUGUCAACCCUCCCGUAUGGGGAUCUAACUAAUGAGCAGCUGUUGCGGUCAGUCACAGCAUGCCUCGUUGCAUCCACUACCGAAGCCUCUUUGAUCUGGGUUCGCAGGUGCAAUCUCCCACCAACUAGCGAUUUUCCAGACGUCCUCACAGCGCUUAUUUCCGCCGAUGUGAUCGCGGUUUUUGCCGUCAACGCCUGGACCGAUAUCUCCGACAACCACGAGGUGGCCAUCAAGUUGGAAUGCGUCAACGCCAAGCACCCCCAGUUGAUCAUCGAAGCAAAGAUCUACCGGCUUCUCCAAGGUGGA